AAAAAUCCAAAAGGAGAGAACUCGAUGGCAGCUCCGACGAUCAGAACCGUCGCAUGUUACCGCACUCACCAAGAGCACUCGGUCGAUUUCUUUGGAAACGAGUUCAUUGUCACCGUGACACCGGAUUCUUCCGUCAUCAGUCGAUGGAUUCGCGACGUCCUCUUCAACAACCGUUUCUCCCCUCACCCUCUCGUCGUUGGAGUCGGCGUCCAGUGGACACCGUUUACUUAUUACUCCGAUCCUCCGCCGGGUGAUUAUUACGCAGAUUCUCCUCCGGGUGAUUACUACACCGAACCUCCUCCGGGUGAUUACUGCGCCGAUCCUCCUCCGCCAGCUGGUGGAUACUACUCCGAUAAUCCAGCGGAUGUUCUCCAGUUAUGCGUGGGAAACAGAUGUAUCAUCAUCCAGCUAGGUUACUGUGACCAAGUCCCCAACAGUCUACGGAGUUUCCUGACGGAUCCAGAAACCACGUUCGUAGGCGUAUGGAAUGGUCAAGAUGCAGGGAAGCUGGCUCAAUCUUGUCACCAGUUGGAGAUCGGAGAACUUGUCGACAUAAGGCGGUACGUGAAUGAUUCCUGGGGAAGGAGCAUGAGGGGUUGUUCAUUUGAAGAGAUUGUCGAGGAAUGUAUGGGUUAUCAAGGAGUGAGGCUAGAUCCGGAGAUAAGCAUGAGUGAUUGGGCUGUUUUUAACCUUGACCACGAUCAGAUUCUUCAGGCGUCGUUGGAUGCUUACGUUUGCCAUCUUCUUGGCGUUUGGGCUCGUCUUUGGGAAGCUUGAAAAUAAAAAGUACUAUACCCAAAUGAAUCAAUUGUAGCUUGCGCUUGAAUCUUUUCUAUGUUUUUUCGUUGACCUGUGGUUUGAAACUUCUUUUUCUAAGCAUGUGAGAAAAAUAAACUGUUUUUGCUUCUCUCGUUAAUUCCAUAACUCUUUCGUUUAUCACAA
This is a messenger RNA of Capsella rubella, 942 nucleotides long. RefSeq lists its product as uncharacterized. Lineage: Eukaryota; Viridiplantae; Streptophyta; Magnoliopsida; Brassicales; Brassicaceae. Gene Ontology annotation, biological process: nucleobase-containing compound metabolic process. Gene Ontology annotation, cellular component: nucleus; cytoplasm. The record is from RefSeq and is a predicted model, not a curated record. The coding region runs from base 25 to 777 and encodes 250 amino acids. Gene Ontology annotation, molecular function: nucleic acid binding; 3'-5' exonuclease activity. The transcript has a single exon.